Emys orbicularis (European pond turtle) is the source of this 2208-nucleotide messenger RNA. It is a transcript of the gene ODF2L, whose product is annotated as outer dense fiber of sperm tails 2 like. Bases 1 to 2208 code for a protein of 735 amino acids. Gene Ontology annotation, cellular component: ciliary basal body; centrosome. The transcript is spliced from 18 exons. Gene Ontology annotation, biological process: negative regulation of cilium assembly. NCBI's taxonomy places the organism in Eukaryota, Metazoa, Chordata, Testudines, Emydidae. The record is from RefSeq and is a predicted model, not a curated record.
AUGUUGUCAUCUGUGCACAGACAGGAUAACGAUAUUCCAUCAGAGUUGCAUGUUCAACAAAAGUUGUCUUCUCCUGAUGUUGCUGAGGGAACAAGACAUGCACUACCUAUUACACCUGGAGAAGCAGCAAAACUCUGUUCAUUGAUUCAGUCCUGUGAAGAUUUGUUUAGAAUCAGAAAAGUCAACCAACAUGGAAAAUAUUUUACUGGUCUAAGUGAAGAAGCAGACCAAUUUUCAGCAUGCAUGGAGGAGGAACCCUUGAAGCAGAAUUGGAGUUCAUUUACCAAAGUUAUGGAUAAACAUCAGACCAAGCUGAAAGAACUGUCACCACAGCUCAAAAGCAGAUCACAGGAAAACUUCCUAGAACAAAACCUGAGUGAAAGUGAAAUGAGAUGGUUGAAAGAAGAUGAAAUUGCCACAUUACAGGAAAAGAUUUUUGAAGCAGAGAUGGCAAUCAGUUCAACAGAAAUGUUUUUGCCUUCAUUUAAAGUCACUAUUGCUGGAAUGACAAAUGUGUGUAACCUUUCUACAUCAGAUAUGAUUAAGAUUUCUAAACAAGAGGAUUUACUGAUAAAGGAACUAGAGACUCUCAAACACAUAAAAGGAUUAUUACUACACCUACUUAGAACAACAGAGCAUAAAGAAAUAAGCAGUAAACAAAUUGACAUUUUGAUGCAGAAGUUAACUGAAAGUGAAACUGAAAAUGAUGGUCUCAGAAAAGAAACACUUGAAACAGAGAAGCAUAUUGUAGAGCUUUCUUCUCAGCUUCAACAGGAAAAAGCAAAUGCACUAAAAGCAGAUCACCUAUCAAAGUCAGUAGAAGCUGUACAAGCCCACCUGCAAUGCCAGAUUCAAAAAAAGGAGGCUGAGAAUGAUCAGUUGAAAGCAAAAAUACAGACUCUGGAAAAGAAAAUAACUGAGUGGAAGCUUCAAAUUGGAAAACACAAGCACCAAAUUUUAGCUGUAAAGGAAACAAAUGAGCAAAAGAAGAAAGCUCUGAAAAAAGCAACCAGAGCCCAGAAACAAAGAGCUGAAUGUUUUGAAGCAUCUGUUGAAAAACUAACUUCCAAAAUUAGAAAGAGGGAAGUCAAAUUGUCUGAAGUACUUUCAGCUUCCAGUGUCUGGAAAAAUCAUCAUGAGAAGGCUGUAGAAGAAAAGACUCGGUUAGAGGUUCAAUUUGAAAGUCUGAAGAAACAGAUCACAAACCUUUUGGAGGACAUGAAAAAAAUACAAGAUCGUGGAAGAAAUUCAAAUGAAGAAAUCCAUGGAAAGCUUAAUUCUAUCAAUUCAGAAAGUGCAAAUAUUCGUCUUGAAAAUGCAAAAUUAAAGGCUUUACUUGCUGCUUUGGAAGACAACACUGUUUCGGCUGAAGCUGAACUUUUAAACCUGCAAGAAAAAGUAAAGCAGCAGGAAAACCUUGCUGAACAGUAUAAAACUCAGGUACAAAAAUUACAAACAGAAGCAGAAGAACUGAAAGCCAGAUACAAAAAAGUGUUAAAUGAAAACAAAAUAAUAACAGAAGCCAAAGAUUUAGAGAUAAGUGAGGUGAGGAGCCAGAUACAGGCUCAAUUGAAGGAGUUAGAACAUGUUCGUGACUUACUGAAAGUAGCUGAAGAGAGGCUUCAGAAGUAUCAGGAAAAUCUGUUGUCCUACAAAAGGAGUUAUGCAGACAAAUCCAAAACCAUUAGGGAGCUACAGGUUCAGAUGGAUGACAACAACAGGUUCUUGAGAAACCAUUCUUUGGAAGAGGAAAACUAUAACAUUCAGAAGAAAUAUGAAUAUCUUAAAAGACAGUUAGAAAAGAUGGAAGUACAAAAUGAAGAACUUGCACAUCAGCUGGCAAACCAAGAGGAGAGUCUUCAGCACAGUGAAUUGCAGCUUAAAGAGAAAUUAGCAGAAUAUGAUGCUUUAGCCAGACAGUUGGAGUCUGCUUUGGAAGAAGGCAGAAAAAAGGAGUCUGAAGAGGUGGAAAAAAUGUCAUCCAAGGAGAGAGCUCUUCAGACAAAAAUAUUGACUCUGGAAACCGAAUUGAGAGAGAGACGAGAGGAGCAAAAGCGACUUGUCUGCAAAUUAAACAAUAGAGAGAAACAUCAGGAAGUAUGUUUGAAAGAAUUAGAGCACAAUCUACAAAAAUCAGAAAACCAGAACCACAGCAUCCACAAUUAUGUACAGUUCUUGAAAAACUCAUAUGUAACAAUGUUUGGCUGA